Molecule: messenger RNA, 4379 nt
Organism: Trichomycterus rosablanca
Lineage: Eukaryota; Metazoa; Chordata; Actinopteri; Siluriformes; Trichomycteridae
Gene: taf4
Product: TAF4A RNA polymerase II, TATA box binding protein (TBP)-associated factor
Exons: 15
Coding region: 1344-3827 (827 amino acids)
Biological process (GO): transcription initiation at RNA polymerase II promoter; DNA-templated transcription
Cellular component (GO): transcription factor TFIID complex
Molecular function (GO): protein heterodimerization activity; DNA binding; RNA polymerase II general transcription initiation factor activity
Source: RefSeq, a predicted model, not a curated record
AGUUCACAUCGAAGAUGGCGGCGGGCUUCGACCUGCUGCUGGAGGAUUUUGUGAUUAAAAGAGUGGCCGAGAAACUUUUUAGCGAUAAUUCGUGUCGCGCUAGAGACGAGCCGUGCGUAUUUUAUAGCGUUAAGUGCGACACGAAGUGCGGUGCCAACUCCGGCAUGCGAGGCAGUACAUCUAGCCAGGGUUAACUAGUGAGAAGCUGUUAGCCAGAGUUGUUUUUAAAAACACAACAUAUAGCACUGUGUGAAACUGGGGUUUAGUUGCUAUAGGAACCGCUCCGGAUAGUUUCAACCUAAACUAGAGCUGAAGAGUCCGGGUUACAUUGUGAUCCGUCUGUGCGCGACUUGCAGGACAGAAUUUGAACGAUUUAUCAGCGGAUCUGGAGUCUAACAGGGAUCACCAGUACAACUCUUACUAUCUACACUACCUAUAGACACUUCUCCUGGGUGUGACUGAUUUUAUAUGGUGGUUUUAAUCGCCAUGGUGCCUCUUUUGCUCCGGCAUGAAGUCAAAGUCUUGGCUGCGUUGUGAUCCGUCAGUUCACACGUCUGUUUGCGACUUGCUGGACACGAAUGGGUCGAUUCCCACACUGGAUCUAAAUCAAAACACAAAUCACACCAGUUACUGUCUGUAAAGGCUGGACACGGCUGGCAGCUACUUUGCCCGGUACUUUACUGGUUUGUACCCAGUGGAUCUGAACCAAAAUAAGGAUCACACCAACUACUAUCUGGACACGUCUGGAAACUACGUUGCCCGCCUCUUUACACACGUUUCCCAGUGGAUCUAAACAAAAACCAGGAUCAAACCUGGAUUUAAAUGACAUGAUGACUACUUUUCCCGGUACUUCACUGGUUUGUUCCCAGUGGAUCUAAACAAAAAUGAGGAUCAAGCCUCUACAGUCCGGUGGAUCUAAAUGACAUGAUGACUACUUUGCCCGGUACUUUACUGGUUUGUUCCCAGUGGAUCUGAACCAAAAUAGGGAUCACACCAACUACUAUUUGGACACGUCGUUUAACUGCUUUACACACGUUUCAAAGUGGAUUUAAACAAACAUGAGGAUCAAGCCUCUACAGUCCAGUUGAUCUAAAUGACAGGCACAAAGUUAUAGCCUGGGUUUGCACAGUGAUCCGUUAGAUCACACACUGGUUUCUGGUGGAACCGAACCGACACUGUGCAGGUACGAUCUGUUGUAUUUAAAUGCCACAGUGACUACAUUGCCCGGGCACUGAGACAAAAGCUGGUAACCUGUAACUUGACUGAAACCGAACCAACACCGGGAUCACACCCUGAAACUUCAGGGAGUACAGCUGAUCCCACCCGGUCGUUGUAUAAAUGCUAUGGUAACUACUUUGCCCGGGCACGAAGUCAAAGUCAAGAUCGGGACGCCAACUGUGCCAGCCGUGCCAACUUUGAACGGAGGCAAUGCGAUGGAUCCACGUUCAAACAGCACACCUGUUCAAUCGAGCGACCCACCUGUCGGCAACGUGACCGUGCUCAACAACGGGCCUGGCAUAACGAAAGGACUGGUAUCUGUACCCACUGCACCCGGUGUACCUGCUGCAUCUUCCACCUCCAACACUGUAAUCCAGACGUCUUUCGUUUCGCCCAUUUCUGUCACCAAUGCCCCCGCGGUCAGGCCACCAACUAUGCAAGCAGCCACAAUUAACGGGGGUAACGCAUCAAUGCCAGCUGCACCCACCGCGUCCACCACGAUUCCCGGCCCCAUCAAAACCGAGCCCCUGCAGACUGUGAUCCAAACCCACGGCGGAACAGCGCAGGUUUCCCAGGGGCCAGCGAAGACCGGGGGGUUGAUGGUCAGGGGCGGGGCUCCGGUGACAGGGGGCGGGGCUCCGGUAGCAGCACCGGCGACGGGGGGCGUCAGGACUAUAGCACCGCAACAGGUGCUCGCUCCCCGGCUGCCCCAAAGCACCCCCGGUCAGCCCAGCAUCCACAACAUCCAGCUACCUCCAGGUAUGGUCCUUGUGCGCAGCGAGACGGGCCAGCUGUUGAUGAUCCCUCAGCAAGUGUUGGCACAGAUGCAGGCUCAGAUGCAGGCCACACGUGCCGCCACUCCUGCCAGCACCACGCUCACACAGAUCACGUCAACACAGACCCCUGGAGCUCCAGUCAUGACAAGACCGGUGACUCCCAGCAUCAUCAAGCAGGGUUCACCAACACCUACCCCUACUGCAACAACUACACUCCAGAGACCACCUGUGCAGCCAUCCUCGGUGGGCUCUGUGUUGGCAGUGCAGCCUGGCACCGCCCAGAGAAUGGUGACUCCUGCCACGGGGACCAGCGUCACCUUGGCAACGGAGACGAUGGAGAAUGUGAAAAAGUGUAAGAACUUCCUGUCUACGCUGAUCAAGCUGGCCACCAAUGCAAAGCAGUCCUCGCAAACGGCUGCCACGGUCAAAGAACUGGUCAAGAACUUGCUGGAAGGCAGGAUAGAAGCUGAGGACUUCACCAGCAGGUUAUACAAGGAGCUCAACUCUUCACCCCAGCCUUAUCUUGUGCCUUUUUUAAAGAGGAGUCUUCCCGCUCUGAGGCAGCUCACCCCAGACUCCUUGGCCUUCAUCCAGCAGAGCCAAGGCCUGCAGCAAGCCAAACCUGCAUCCAGUGUAGCACUGACUGCCUCCACUGCGGCAAAUGCUACUGCAGCUACCGCAACUCUCGCUGCGUCUGUAGCUCCUGUUGUCACUGCGGUCACUUCAACUCCGGCUGCACCUGCUCCAGCCGCCACCGCCCCACGCACGCUUACCCAACCCGCUCUUACUACCGCCACCCAACCUGCUUCACUGGUUUUACAGUCCCAGCAGCCGGGGGCAAUAGUGAAGUCCUCACAGGUCACCCUUACUACCCCUAUGGUAACGCUCAGGGGUCAGCCGCACAGCCGCAUCGUAGUGGGCCAGACUCCAGUGCAAGUCAAACAUCUUAACACGGUGGCCGUGAAGCCAGGGAUGAUGAGUGGAGCGAAAGUCUCCCCCAGUCCAGUGGACAUUGCUGCAGCUCAAAAGAGCAAACUGAAGUAUUCAUCUGGGGGAACGUUCAAGGACGAUGACGAAAUCAAUGAUGUAGCCUCCAUGGCCGGUGUGAAUUUGUCAGAGGAGAGCGCGCGAAUCCUGGCCACCGGCUCCGAGUUAGUGGGAACUGUGACUCGCUCCUGCAAAGACGAAGCUUUUCUGUUCACAGCCGCACUGCAGAAAAGGAUGCUGGACAUUGGUAAACGGUUUGGAGUGACUGAUCUGGGGCCUGAGGUGGUGAACCUGGUAUCACACGCCACACAGCAAAGACUGAAGAACCUUUUAGAAAAAGUCACCGUCAUUGCACAGCAGAAGAACAUGAACUACAAGGAGGAUGGUCGGUUUGAACAGAUGACUGACGUUCGUGCACAGUUAAAGUUCUUCGAACAGCUGGACCAGCUGGAGAAACAGAAAAAAGAAGAGCAAGAAAGAGAAAUUCUCAUGAAGGCAGCCAAGUCUCGUUCUCGACAAGAGGACCCAGAGCAGUUGCGGUUAAAACAGAAGGCCAAAGAGAUGCAGCAGCAGGAGCUCGCUCAGAUACGACAGAGAGAUGCCAACCUGACGGCGCUGGCUGCUAUCGGACCCAGGAAAAAACGGAAACUGGACUCAUCUAAUACAAGCGUCGAUGAGGGUUCUGGGUCUUCAGGAAGCAGCUCUGUGGGUUUGAGUGGCGGAGCGUCGAGACAGUUCACUCGUCAGCGCAUCACACGCGUAAACCUCAGGGAUCUGCUCUUCUGCCUCGAAAAUGAGAAAGCCAGCAGCCACUCGGAGCUGCUCUACCGGGCGUUGCUUAAAUAGCAGCUUCAAAGUGAAGCAGAGCUCAAAUAGUCGGGGUAUGAAGCACCACCCAGUUAGCGCUCGCCGUGUUGAGCUAGCGAGCAUCGGAAUGGUGCUGCUGGAAUCACGGAUGCUCUAGUGAACACCGCUCAUGUAGCGGAUACAUUGUGGAAGCGCUGCUCAACCUGCAGUCCGGCUCUACUGCUCAGUCUCUCGUCCAUUCUCUGUCGUUCUGUCUCUCACCUUUACACCUUUCUUACUCCAUUCUCGUUCUGUUUCUUCUACACUUGCUGACUCGCAUUCACACACCCACACUUUCUCAAGGUUUUUUUUCCACUUGCUUUGUUCUUACUCAGUUUGUUCUUACCUGCAUCGCAUCGUUCUCAUAAGUUUAAUGUAAUUAAAAUGUGUUCAAAGCAAAUUUCACUUAUAAAUCCAAUGUUUUUCUUAGAGGGUGGCUUUGUUAUGUGCAAAUUACCAAUGUAAAAAAAAGAAAUACACGAUGAAACUGCUCAUUCAUUUUGUAUUUGUGUUUUUAUAAAAGAGGUUUUAAGAAAUAAAAAAAGAAAACAG